UGUUAGUACUUCUAUAUUCGUUUGUUGCAUAUAAAAGCAACUCUGUGUAUCUUAUACAUAAAACAGCUGAGCAAAAAAUCUCUAAAUUUGAUAAAUAUUUAUGCAUCCAAAUAUUCAAAAAAGAGAAAUUUUGAAUUUAUAGUUGCAAGAAAAUUUAUAAAAAUUGUGAAAAUAUUUCAUGUUUGGCAAAUGCAUUAUCGAGUGAAGUGCCGUAGAAUGGAAAAGGGAACGAUUUUGUUAUUACUUGGUUGUCUGCAAAUUUUGCAUUGUCUGAUUUUGGCAAAUGGUGAAAAUAUCGGCAUAGCAACGUCAUCAGUGCAAAAUGCAUUGCCAAAUAAUACUCUGGCAAAAAAUAACACAGAGUCUUUGUCACAAUUAUUAAAUACAACGGGAAGCAAUGCCAACGUGCAUAAAAAUCGUAAUGUAACACCAACAGGAACGGAAAACAACACGAAAAGUGCAAAUGUAUCUAUAGAUCGAAUUAACAAUAAGACGGAGGCGUUAGUAAAAAACGGUAAUUUUGUGGCAUUUAAUAACUCGGAAAAUAUCGAAAACAGUUCUCAAAGUUCCAGUACAACUAAUAUUCACAACGAAAGCACUAACCUAGGUGUAAUAACGGUGAAUGCAACAGAUGUAACAAGUCUAAAAGACAAGAUAAAAACAACAAUUGCAAAACCGGGUGUCAAAAAUGAAGAUAACGCGCAAGCAUCAAAUAAAACAACGGAAAUAAAAUAUGGUACGAAACCAACACAAUCUACCACAUCAACCAAAGGUACUACCGCAUCCAGUACUACAACUACAACUACGACCACCACCACCACCACCACUACUACUACUACUACUACUACUACUACCACCACCACCACACCCAAGCCAAAGAAACCAAUUAUCACAUUUGGACUUGGUGAUUUCCCAAUUUUACCAGGAGAGACGAACGUUAUAAAGGAGAUGGUUGCAUCUAGCUCAAAACUGCCAGUGGCGAACGAACCCAUUGUGCCACCGAAUGUGCAACCGUCACAAGAAUUAAACAAUGGGUUCAGCUAUUACAGCAGCCGAGAUUACAUAGUACCCAUUAUGACAGUUCUCUUCACAAUACCCUUGGCAAUUGGAGUUGUGAUUACCACUUAUCGCCGUUUCCGCGAUUGCUGGUCUACGCGACAUUAUCGUCGAAUGGAUUUCUUGGUUGAUGGCAUGUACAAUGAUUGACAAAUAGAUACUAAGGAUAUAGUCGAUAUCUCCAACGGAACAUAUGAAGCAGAGACAGAUAAUGAUAAUGCUGUAGAUUUUGCUCAGCAAUUAUUACAAGAAAGCACGAUAACAAUAUCUUAAUACAUAGUU
Molecule: messenger RNA, 1338 nt
Organism: Bactrocera oleae (olive fruit fly)
Lineage: Eukaryota; Metazoa; Arthropoda; Insecta; Diptera; Tephritidae
Product: probable serine/threonine-protein kinase nek3
Source: RefSeq, a predicted model, not a curated record